GUUCAUACAUGUUUCUAACAAUUUGUAACUCAGCCGGGAUAUCUUCCACUUCUUUUCGCACCCCUCCUAUACUUACCCCAUGCUUCCCAGUGUUCAUUGAUGAUUGAGCCAGCCCAUGUUUUUAACACUCUUAGAUUGGGACCCCUGGUCGAAGUACCUGUGUUGCUGUCAUUGAGUUACCUUGCACUGUGGCUCCGAGGGCGAUUGAACUGGGAAGAGGUUUCGAAAGGUGGGGAGGCAAAUAGCGUAGAUGUUGAACGAAAAUAGUGGCUUGCUUCUGCGACGUCUCUUAC
Messenger RNA from Guyanagaster necrorhizus, 293 nucleotides. RefSeq lists its product as uncharacterized. The record is from RefSeq and is a predicted model, not a curated record. The coding region runs from base 100 to 267 and encodes 55 amino acids. The transcript is spliced from 3 exons. Lineage: Eukaryota; Fungi; Basidiomycota; Agaricomycetes; Agaricales; Physalacriaceae.